UAUCUAUUCACAAACUUUACAGUUUUGCAAAUUUAAAAUCUAACGUUUGUUCAUAAAACUGUAAAAUGCCUCGUGGGGGAGGAAAAAAAUCACAUAAAGGAAAACACAGACAAUUCACUAGCCCAGAAGAAUUGGAAGCACAACGGAAAAAAGAUUUGGAAAAAAGAAAGCAAGAAUCUUCAUCUUCAGAAGAGGAGUCAGAUGAAGAGGAUUCCAGAAAUAUCAUAGAAGUCAAUAAUCCAAACAGAAUUCAACAGAAAAAUAAAAAAAUCUCAGAUCUAAGUGCGGUACCAGAGGCAGCGGCAGCCCCAUUAUCAAGACGACAACGGGAAGAAAUAGCAAAACAAGAAGCAGCCAGACGUUAUGAACAGUUGCAUCGUGAAGGUAAAACUGAAGAGGCAAGGGCAGAUCUUGCCCGUUUAGCCAUUGUUCGUAAACAGCGGGAAGAAGCGGCAAAGAAAAGAGAAGAAGAAAAGAAAGCGAAAGAAGAUGCGCAAGCAAGACUUAAAGCUCAAAGUUUGAAUGCAAUUAAACCAUCAGGAAAACGAGGAAAAUCGUGAAAUGCCGAUCUUGCUGAUGAGUUGGUCAUACAUAUCACUGGGUGGAUUUCGACAAUGUUAUCACUUGGAUAAAGAAGAAUAUCAGCGACAAUUAUUAGGCUUAAUCAAUACUUCAUGAGAAAUUGCCUAAUAACAUAAGAUUUUACUCAUUUAAAACUACUUGAACGUCAAUUUCAAAUUUCUUGAAAACAAAGUCAUAUGUCAAAAAUCGAAAAAAGUCAUAUGUCUCCUGAAACUGAACUAAAUAGUUGCCUGUUUUAUCUUUUUUUGAUAUUUAUGAAAGCCCUAGAUCAUAUUUACUGUUUUAAUUCUCUCAAGAUGUCCUCCCAAACAUUCAUAAAAAUUCUGGUUUCAUGCAUAUGCCAUAAUUAUGGUUUACCAAGCGCAAAAUUGGCUGUAAUCAUUUUUUGAAAUCAUCACAAUGGUUCUAUAAUUAUAAUUAACUUUAUAGUUGGUGACAGAUUUUAAUGAAUAUUGCUAUUGCAUUUAACUCUUGAGUAUUUGAUUCACGACGAACUAUGUUCGGUUUGUGACUUUCGUAUAAUAUGCCUAUUUUUAUCGCUCAGUAUGCAUACCACCAAUAUCAGAGUAUAUAUUCUUACAACGGUCUCAAGUUUUUCCAAUUUAGGCAUGUAGGCUACUUAUUUUUUGUUCGACUAAUUAUUUAGUAUUCCCACACAAUAUUGUAACAGGCUCAAUAGCUUUUUAAAUCAAGGAUGUUGGUUUCCAGCUUAGUUAUUCAAGUUGCCUGUUUAUAAAAUAUUGCGAGAUAGUGCAUGUAUUGCUUUUGAAGUAUUAGCCUACAUAAUUUCGCUGAAGCUGAAUUUAUGAUUUCCAUUGUACUUCUAUAUACGAGUCCCUGUAUUAGUGCAGUAAUAUCUUAUUCGGUUAAAUUUUUUCAUGGGCUCGUAAGAGAUAAUUUCAUAUCUGUAAGCAUGUAUAUUACAGACAUGAAGAAUGUUUCAUUGUUUAAAAAUUUAUGGAGUUGAUAUUCUUUCACUGCUUGUUUGAUCACAGUUGUCCAGUUCAUUUUAAAUCGGUAAUGCUAACAUAUUUACAUGUUCUUGUGUUCAAUAUUUGACAAUGGUUUUAAGUAUGUUCUUCUCUGCAACAUCUAGUUUGGUAAAGGUGAAUUAUAAUAAUGUUUGUGUUGAAG
This is a messenger RNA of Styela clava, 1716 nucleotides long. Its product is annotated as 28 kDa heat- and acid-stable phosphoprotein-like. The record is from RefSeq and is a predicted model, not a curated record. NCBI's taxonomy places the organism in Eukaryota, Metazoa, Chordata, Ascidiacea, Stolidobranchia, Styelidae.